AUGAAGCGUGCUCCCCUGUGCGCUCUCUCACAGAGCUCUCCUUCUUCCCCAUGCCCUGCUGGCCCGCCUGCCCGCCUGCCUCCUCAAUCCUCAGCUGCCCCCCACCCGACUCCCCCCCAUCCCUCCCUCUCUUCCCCCACUUUUCCCCUCCAGGCGAGCUCCCCUCUGCGCUCUCUAAGUGAGCUCUCCAUAUUUGAGGCGAGCUCCCCUCUGCGCUCUCUAAGUGAGCUCUCCGUGUUUGAGGUGCCCUCCUGGUCCGCCUGCCUGCCGCCCUCCUCCCACCCCUCCUGCACCACGGGGCAAGGACCUGAGGGGGAGAGGAGGGAGAUGGCUGAGGGAGGCAAAGGGGAAGAGGUAGAGGUUGCGUGUGGAGAGAAACGAGGCAGGGAAGGGGGGGGAGUGGCUGCGGAUGGGGGGACAGAGGGGGCGAGUGGCAAGAGGUUGCGUGGGGAAGAGAGAGGAGAGGAGGCGCAGGGAGACGAGGAGGAUGGGGUGGAGAGAGAGGAGGGGGUCGGAGGAGAGAAAAAAGUGGAAAGGAAAGGGGAGAGUGAGAAAGGGGAGAGUGAGAAAGGGGAGAAAAGGAGAGAGGGAGGGAUAAUAACGGCGACGAAAAGGGAGGAAGGGGAGGAAGAGAAGGAAGGGGAGGGAGGUAAUGGAGGGAAAGAAGGAGAGAGAGGGGUGGGAGGGGAGGAAGGGAAAGAAGCGGAGGAACGGGUGCAGAUGCUGGUGGUGCGGGCGAGAGCUCCCUCGUUCCUGUACCACCAGGUGCGGCUGCUGGUGGGGCUGCUCAAGGCUGUUGGCGCAGGGGCAGUGCAGCCCGACACAGUCAAGUCAAUCCUGGAAGCAAGGGACAUCCGGGGAGUGCCUGCCAUGGCGCCUGCCUGCGGCCUCUACCUUGCUAGUGUUGCCUACGGACACAAGAGGCCAAAGCGAGGCUCCUCACAGGAAUGA
Molecule: messenger RNA, 951 nt
Organism: Closterium sp. Naga37s-1
Lineage: Eukaryota; Viridiplantae; Streptophyta; Zygnematophyceae; Desmidiales; Closteriaceae
Source: the annotation of a GenBank genome assembly